AUGUUGAAUAUUAGUGUGGCUCUGGUCGGUGCCCUGAUCUGCCUUGGAGCUGCCCCUGCCCUUGGCAGCUUCUUCCAUGGCCACGCCCCAGCACCAGCAGCAGUGGGAGUUCCGGUCGGUGUUCCAUUUCCGGUCCAUGUGCCUGUGCCUGUGUCGGUGCCCUCUCCAGUUCCCGUGGCAGUGCCUGCUCCAGUGGCAGUGCCUGCCCCUGUGGCCGUGUCCGACACCGUGACCGUUCCUGCCGCCUACGGUUAUGCAUCUGUUCCUUCUUUCUACCAUGCAGCUCCUCCUCCGCCUAAGGCACACUUCAACUAUGCCGCUGCCUAUGCGGCCCCUGCUCCUGCCAUCAAGUACUCUUUGGGGGCUCCAGUGACCACCACAACCACAACGUAUACGGGAUAUGCGGCACCGCCUCCUCCUCCUCCUCCUCAAUACGCAGCACUGCCUCCGCUUCAGUAUGCCGCACCGCCGCCUCUUCAGUAUGCGGCGCCUCACUAUGCAGCGCCCCCGUAUGCUGCUCCAGCCCGUUCGCAGUUCUUGUCGAGAUUUGCACCGCCUCCUGGCUACCAGUUGGCAGCAGCAGCACCAGCAUUCCAUGGCAGAUACAAACUGCACUUUGGGGCGCCUCCACCAUCGCCAGCCGCCGUCUACGGGGCUCCACCGCCGCCGCCGCCGCCGUCUCUGUCCUACGGCGCCAACCAGGGCUGGUAG
Messenger RNA from Drosophila persimilis, 711 nucleotides. RefSeq names its product extensin-1. The record is from RefSeq and is a predicted model, not a curated record. The transcript is spliced from 2 exons. NCBI's taxonomy places the organism in Eukaryota, Metazoa, Arthropoda, Insecta, Diptera, Drosophilidae. The coding region runs from base 1 to 711 and encodes 236 amino acids.